Cuscuta campestris is the source of this 1820-nucleotide messenger RNA. Lineage: Eukaryota; Viridiplantae; Streptophyta; Magnoliopsida; Solanales; Convolvulaceae. The record is from the annotation of a GenBank genome assembly.
AUACUGUGCUCUUCUUUCUUUUCUUGCUGCUCUGCUUCAACCUCCAUGGAAUUCAAGCUCAAGCUCCGGCUCUUCCUCUACCCCAGGCUGAAGUGGGAGCUCUUCGCGAAAUAGCUGAUCAGUUGGGGAAAAAGGAUUGGAACUUCCGCUUGAAUCCGUGUGAUGGGGACUCGAGCUGGAACACCCCACACCGUGACGAUUUGCCCAUCUAUCAAAACUCCCUUCUCUGCAAUUGUACAUAUGGUGAUGGUUUUUGCCAUGUCGAAACCAUGUCUCUUACUUCACAGGAUUUAGCAGGUGUCCUCCCUCCUUCCUUGUCAAAGUUACCUUUCAUCAAGAAAAUUGACCUUACUCGUAACUAUUUAAGUGGAACAAUCCCCCGUGAAUGGGCAUCUACCAAACUGCAGUUCCUGGGUGUUGCUGUCAACCAAUUAUCAGGACCCAUCCCAACAUAUGUGGGAAAUAUAACUACGUUAGCUAUAAUGAGUCUGGAGAAUAACAUGUUUAAUGGAACUAUUCCAAAGGAACUUGGGAAACUUGUCAAUUUAGAGAGACUUAUUCUUUCUGCAAACAAUCUCACAGGUGAGCUCCCAGUGGAAUUGAAUAAUCUGACCAAAUUGACAGAACUUAGGCUGAGCCGGAAUGUCUUCAGUGGGAGAUUGCCUAACUUUCAGGCUUGGAAAAAUCUUCAAAACAUAGAGAUUGAAGCUGGUGGGUUUGAAGGACCAAUACCUUCAAGCAUUUCUGUUUUGACAAAUUUAACUGAACUGAGAAUUAGUGACUUAAUUAGAGGUGCCUCUGUGUUUCCCAUGUUAAAAGACAUGACAGUCAUGACUAAGUUGAAGUUGAGGAGCUGUAAUUUAUCAGGGAAAAUACCAGAUUUUGUGGGCACUAUGACGCCAUUGCGUGCACUAGAUCUGAGUUUCAACAAUCUGGGAGGUGAAGUACCAAAUCUUGAUGGUCUGAGUAACAUGGAAAUGAUGUUACUGACGAACAACUCUUUCACUGGGCCUAUACCAGGUUGGAUAGUAAGUCGAGAUCCCAGAACGCAAAUAGAUAUUUCUUACAAUAACUUCAGUGAGAGUUCAGUUCCAUCAACUUGUAGCGAUAGCUUAAACUUGUUCAAAACCUUCCGCGGAUGGGAUAAUAAAGAAGCUGGGAAAUGUUUGAGUUCUUGCUCUAAAGAUUGGUAUUCUUUCCAUAUAAAUUGUGGCGGUCCCAAAGUUGCGGUUGGAGAUAUAACUUAUGAUGAUGAUCAAGCCUCAGCGGGAUCUACAAACUUUGCUCACCCCAACGAGAAUUGGGUUACCAGUAGUACAGGGGACUUUUGGGAUAGAAACCGAACCAUUUCUGACUAUACAGCAAAUAAUGUAUCUGUUAUAAAGGGAAAUGAAUCCGAACUUUACACGACAGCUCGUGUCUCUCCUUUAUCCUUAACUUACUAUGGACGCUGUUUGGCAAAUGGAAAUUAUACGAUCACUCUACAUUUUGCUGAAAUUGUUAUAAGGGAUAAUAGAUCAUUCCAAAGCCUUGGAAGACGGCUCUUUGAUGUUUAUAUCCAGGGUGUACGCGUCUUGAAGGACUUUGACAUCAAAAGUAUAGCUAAAGGUGUUGAUAUACCCUUGAAACUGAAAUUUAAUGCAACUGUCACAGACAAAACUCUAGAAGUGCGCUUUCACUAUGCUGGGAAAGGAACUACAGCAGUUCCAGUCAGAGGAAAAUAUGGUUCUUUAGUGUCAGCUAUCUCUGUGGUAUCUGGUAAUCAUAAUGCUAUAUAAUAUAAUACUCCUUCUGAACCAAAAGAAAAAAAACUCCUGGUU